UAAUCAGUGAUGUCCAGUAACCAGUUGUGUGACUGUGAUCUGUGAGGUGUUGUGUUAGCAGAGUGGGUCCAGCAAAGGGAGAGGGCGCUGAGAGCGGGGUGUAUGAGGAGGCUGAGACACACACACCCCUUCCUGCUGACUCAGGCCCAAACACAUGCCCAGCUCCAGUCCUGUCUUCAGCCCCAAACCCUGCCAGCACAGGGCCCUGCCCAGCCCCAGUCCCAACCACAAUCCUCCCUCCAGCACCAGUCCCAGUGGGAAGGCUGUGCUCUGGUCCUGCUGGUUGAGCUGAUGGAUCUCCAGGAGGCCCAGGUCUCUGCAGUGCUGUUAACUCUACUGGACAGGGGUGAACAGCGCCUGCUGACCCUGAUAGAAGAGUAUGAGUCUGAACUCAGAGAGCCUCGUCUCUCCUGCUUGCUCACACUCCUCACCUCUAACCCCUGCCUGACCUCGGACCCCAACACACUACUGACUGCUGUUGACCCCUGCCUGGGGCCUUCUGACUCAAUCUCAGUCCAGAUCAACUCCUCAGCCUCCCCGCCCACAGACCUGACCAGAGGUGACACAGAACAACAACACACAGGGGACCUCUGCACAGGCUGUGGGACGGCCCUGGCUCCAGAGGACCUGCCCUAUCUGGAGAUCCUGUGUGUUUCAGACACCAUCCACUCCCUCGACACACACCACACACCCUCUGCCUCCAAUGGAUUCUCUGCAGAGCGAGAGGUGUGUGAGGGACGAGAGGCGAGAGAGGGCAGCCACAGAAAGACUCCUCAGAGCUAUGAGAAGCAGGGUUCUCUCAUCACUCUGGCCUGGAGCAAACCACCGGAUGGAGACACUGAGCAGCAGACAGGAACAGUCAUGUCUACUGCAACAGAGCAACAAGAGGAAGUGGGUGAGGUGAGUGUGCACUGUGACACACACAACACCCCCGGAUACACACACUAUGACGCACCUGGACACAAACACUACAACGAAACAACCAGAGACACAGACCAGGUGAAGGUGUUGGACUCGUCUCUGUCACAGUACAGCUCUGAGGUUGAACAGCUCUUACCACCUACAGACCAGCACCCCACCACGGGCCAGAAGGAGUUGGUGAUGGAGCAGUCAGAGAAGGCAGAAACACUUUCUAAUGUGCCCACACACACACCUAUCACACACACUCUGCCCCCUGAGCACACACACACUGAGGAGCCUCCAACAUGGGGCAGAGCCCAGCAGGAGGCUGAGAGAAGGCGCGGAAGUCCACCUGUCGAUGAGGAACACACUGAUGACCUCACUGCUUUGGGAGCCAAUGGAAGUGCUUACCCGCACUCUGUGGGAGGGGAGAGGGAGGACAUGACAGAGCUCUGGGCCCUGAGUAGACCUGCACCCCUUACAUCAGCCCAGGAGACCCUCAACACCCCACACACUACUCUAGAGGGAGACCGAACAAUGGAGGGAGAGAAAACAAUGGGGAGUGUGAUGGAGAGAGAGAGGACAUUGGAGCCGGUCUCUAUGAUGGAGAGAGAGAAAACGAUGCGCAGCUUGGUGGACCUGCAGAGGAAGGUGGAGCAGAAACAACAGCGAGACAGAGAGAGACAAUUACUGAGGGUCCAGGAGCGGCUGUCAAUCAUUCAGAACAAGAAGUCCCAGGAAGACCUGAUGGGCCUCAGACAGACUGACAGACUCCGACACCUCACGCAUAACCUGCCCCAGGCGGAUAAGAGCCAGCAGAAGACAGUGGUCAGAGAGAGACUGGAGCAGCUGAGGAGAGAACGCUCCUAUGUCAUGCAGUCCAAGCGAGACAGGAAUACAGCAGGCUUCAAGGAGCUGCUGGGUCCAGUGAGACUCCACAGUGCAGAGACAGACGACACUGCUGACUCACUUAGGCUAGCCACCAGCACAAGCUAAUUAUGCUAUUAUGCUACACAUCUGUCUCACUAGAAAUCUGAUAAGUAUUUGCUGGUUAAAGUCCCGCCCCGGCUGUUCCCCCCUCAAUCUGUCAUUCACUACACUACUACCCACCCUGUUUACAAGCCACAUUAGCCAGUUCUGGCUUAUUCUGUCAUUGGCUUAUACUGUAGCCUGAUGGUAAGUGGAUGAACACAAAAACAGAGCUGAUGGUGACAGUUUAUUAUACAGUUUAAUUGUCAUCCUAACAAAAAAUGAGCAUCAUCAACAAUAAUAACAUCAUUUACUAAAUAAAGCCCCUGUCUGUAGCGUGUCCCUCCAGUGGCCUAUAUAGCAUAUAUACAGUGACAGUCAGAUGACUACAUCUCUACAGUUUAAAGUAGCCUCCUAUC
Messenger RNA from Salvelinus fontinalis (brook trout), 2288 nucleotides. RefSeq lists its product as uncharacterized. Bases 103 to 1896 code for a protein of 597 amino acids. NCBI's taxonomy places the organism in Eukaryota, Metazoa, Chordata, Actinopteri, Salmoniformes, Salmonidae. The transcript has 8 exons. The record is from RefSeq and is a predicted model, not a curated record.